Molecule: messenger RNA, 1281 nt
Organism: Hyalella azteca
Lineage: Eukaryota; Metazoa; Arthropoda; Malacostraca; Amphipoda; Hyalellidae
Product: basement membrane-specific heparan sulfate proteoglycan core protein
Exons: 7
Coding region: 124-1281 (385 amino acids)
Molecular function (GO): protein binding
Source: RefSeq, a predicted model, not a curated record
GGUCGUGUGAGGUCCACAGGAGUUGGUGCGUGGUGAGCUGUUGUUGCUGCAUGUGCUCUCAUCUCUCACUAGUGCUGUGUCGUGUGAACAUUUUAGCGGACACUGCUGUUAUUUUCUUGCGCGAUGGUCCCUUGGACCUCCGCCUUCAACCUCCUGCUUGGGAUCGGGGUGACCUCAUGUCUCCUGAUGCCCCGACUCACGGUUGCCCACUCCUUGAAACAGACCUCCGAUGACCAAGACCUGGUAUUCGAAGACGAUGAAGGCAUCUUCGGCCACAACAAUCACAUCGAUGACGUGCCCAUCAUCAAGCCCAUCGUCAUCGGGGAGAACGACGAAGGCUUACUACUCCCCAGCUUUGUCUCUAGAAGUCGGACCAAACGUCAAGCCUUCCCUCGGGCUCCUGUCGACGACUCAGACGGCGUCGACGGGUCCGGGAUGGGGUCCGGAGACGGGUCCGGUCGGUUCAGGAUAGAGCUGGAGGUAGACGGACAGUUCCAAGCAGACUACAACGACCCUACGAGCGCAGGCUUCACGAGUCUGGCAGCACGCGUGCAGUAUCCUAUUGAUGUGAAGCUCCGAACCCUGCCUGGCACGGCAGAUGCUCAUCUCACCAGAAUACAGUCCGCUGGUCCAGGCCGCUUGAAGCUGUUGGUCGACGUCAGUGUCAUCGAGUCUGACGCCGAAGAAUCACAAAUCCGAGCAAUAUUCGAUGACUUCGACGCCAGCGGCCGUAUGGGUGACCUCACCAACGUUAAGCUCCUCAAGUUCAGUCAGGAGGAAGAUCCUCACGCUGGCACUUGCGAGGCUGGCGAUGUCUUGUGUCCUGAUGGCGUGUGUGCGACGCCCUGCGACGGAGUACCAGAGUGCGAGAACGCCGAGGACGAACGGGACUGCGAAGAUGUGUUCGGCGCAACGGCGCGCCCCACGCUGGAUCUACCUGGCGGCGAAGUCGAAACUAACUACAUACCGGCGACCACCACCAGCUCCUCGACCACCACUACCACUACUACUACCACCACCACCACUCCGCUGCCGGGAUGCUCUAGCGACGAGUUUAAGUGCAGCAGCGACGGGGUGUGUAUACAAGACUACUACAAGUGUGAUGGCAAGCCAGAGUGUCUCGACAGCUCCGACGAGGCUCCCAGCGUUUGUGGCGGUUGUCUACCUGGUCAACACACGUGCACGGCUGACGACACGUGUCUGCCGUCGUGGAACACGUGUGAUGGAACACCUCAGUGUUCAGACGGCUCCGACGAGAAGCUCAGAGAGUGUGAGUUUUAA